AUGGCUGCCCUUAAUACUUCAUUUGUUGCUCCUGAAGGUCAUGAAGUUAAACAAUACCUUCGCAAAGCUGUUAUGACUUCUGUUUCUAUUGAAGAAUUUGAGGUCUACUUUAAAACCCACCGUAUCUGCCUCCGUGUCAGCCAUCCUAUCUUAAACCUUGAACAAGAUCUUGGUUUUGGAAACAAUUCUUUGACGGCUGUCGAUGAUUUAAUUGAAGGUCUUAACCCUCUUAUUUAUAUUGAAUGGAACCGCAAUCGUUUAAAUGAUCUUACCAAUGCUUCUCAAAUCUGA
Molecule: messenger RNA, 291 nt
Organism: Magnusiomyces paraingens
Lineage: Eukaryota; Fungi; Ascomycota; Dipodascomycetes; Dipodascales; Dipodascaceae
Exons: 2
Coding region: 1-291 (96 amino acids)
Source: RefSeq, a predicted model, not a curated record